CCAACAUGGCGCCGCCCAAGAUUUUGGGAAGUUACGUCAGGACAGUAAACAACAUGUCGGACGACAGACUGAGGUGGGAAUUGACGGCCCUUGGCUUCACACCGGGACCGAUCACCGACACCACCAGAGAUGUACUCAAAAGGAAGCUGCACCAGCUGCGCACAGAGUCCAUGUACAGACGGUCAACUAAUGGCGGUGGGAGCAAUGGGAACGGAGCUGUGGGCGCAGACCAUGACAAUGGCCAUUACGAGGAGGGCGAGGAGGUUUACGAUGAGACUCUAAUCGAUAAUGGAGACUAUUGGAAUGCACACGGAUCUAGUUUGCUUGCAGGAGGGGCAGGGCCCACUAGGAGGGCAGUUCAACGUCGGUCCUGGGGGCCAAGUGCGGCUCCGAGGGAGGUAGUGGGGGCAGGGAGGAGUGGGCCCCUGAAUACUCUGCCCCUCAGGUGGAGUGUGGGAGCCCCUAGCCGGGAUCACGGCCCACAGAGAGCCCCACCGUAUGGGGCAGACAGUCUGAGGAGUGCGGACUAUGUGAGCAGACUGCCAAGUGAGGUCGGCACGGGGAGAUUGGUGGCGGAAAACAGAGCUUUGUACAGGAGCCCCUACCAGGUCGAUAACUAUAGUACAUACGACUCGCUAGCAGCGAGAAGGGAAGAACCCUCUGUGUCUGCCAGGGAUGGUGGCUCUGUGAGACAAAGGAAACCAAGCUGGACCCGUAACCUUGAGUAUUAUCUGUCAAGACUACUCUGGGGUCUGUCAGUAGUGCUGGUGUUGGUCUUCAUUGGGAUGCUGGUUGUAAAGAGUGGGAUGCUGAACGCACCGCAGGAGAGCAAAAGUAAGUCACUUUGGCCACUCGGAAUUUGAGAGAAGUGUUUACAAUAAUGGAAUAGGUCUGAUACUAAAGUUAUCCCCUUCAAAGCAUGAUUUAUUUUUUUAAAUGAUCCCUAGCACAACUCUUAAUGGAACACUCAAAACACCUAAGCAGUUGUCCAUUGAAUGGACAGUAGAUAACAACCUUAAUACAUCUACAAUAAUAAAGAGAGGCAGUAAGUGGUUGUAAUGUCUGAAGCUUUUUUUGUUUAAAGGGGCACUUUGGUUACAAGAACAACUGCAGCUUAACCCCUUAAGAACACAUGACGUGUGACAUGUCAUGAUUACCUUUUAUUCCAGAAGUUUGGUCCUUAAGGGGUUAAUGUUGUUCUGGUGUCUAAUGCUUUUUUUUAUGUAACACUGCCAUUUCAGAGAAAAAGGUAGUGUUUAGAUUACUGCUUAGAAAUACCUGUAGUGGCUAUCAAUCAAAUCGACACUACAGGUGCUUCCUGGGUCUGAAGCACUGAAGUUUAGCGUCUCCACAAUCUGGAGGAGCUGAACGUUCCUCAUAGAAAUGUAUUGAUUCAGUGCAAAUGUAUGAGGAGAUGCAGAUUGGCACAGCGUGGCAUUUUGCUAUGGGAAUGCAGUGAAUAGUCAAGUUUGAUCUCCACCAAUGAGGCAUGGCCAGCUGCGAGGAGACUUGCAGACACGGUGCUGGGCUAAAGGUGAGUAAAAUCGCAGUUUACUUUUUUGACGGGCAGACAGACCCCUAAACUAUACAUCAAAGAAGAAUUGGGAGGUGCAUAAAUUGUCACUAGCACACAGUGAUUAAUACUUAAUCUCAGUAAGUGUAACACCUCUUUGAUCACUCUGUAACAAGAUACAAAAGCUAACAUAGCAUAAUACUAUAAUCACAUACUGUAGCGGACCACGGGUAACCCGACCAGUUACCUCUGCUAAGUUCUUCCCUCCGCCACUCUGGAACCCCUUAAAGUAUCAAGAGUCCCAUUCCCCUCCCAGUAACUGGACGAGACACAGCUCUGGAAAUACAACACUAACCAUGCCUUAUUGGUACAGGGGGCUCUCCAUUCAAUUCAAUACAAGCCCCAGGCUCGAGGGAGAUGGCUUACAGAUAACCAUCUCCCGCUCUGGGAGAUACCAACAGCACAACAAUUACAAAAAAUAAGAUAAAUUUUGCUCAGUGAGGGGAGGCGUUCCGCCAGCCAGUCAGGGAAAAGAGCGCAAAAACAAAUUGCGCCAAUCAGUGCUCGGGUGGGGAAGUGUUUCUAGAAGCUAGUUUAAACUGAAGCUCUUCUCCUAUUGGCUGGCAUGGACUUCCAGGCGGCCAGCGGGACCUUGCAGCCGUGAAGCCAACUCACAGUUCCAGGGAUUCUGCUGUGGCUCGCGUCUCUCCGGUGGUUAUCUCCAUGUAGGUAGCACCAGAGAGAGAACUCCUUGGGCCGCAACGAGCCUGGAAUUGUACCUCCCGGGUAGGAAUCCGCUGUCUGCCCUGCUGACAGUCUGGCUGCAGGCAGGAGGCCCCUGGAUUGUUUCCGGCCAAUGAUUAUGGCUCCCGUAGGGACAGGUAGGGUGCUUCCCCCCCCCUGCAGGAGGACCUGAAACACUGUGGGCAAGCCUGUGGGUACGGCACUCAGUGACGGUCCGUCACACAUACAAUGAUCAAUAGUAGAGGCAAUGGGUCACUCACACUUUCCAGAGCCUUUCCAAGCAGACUCUGGCUAUGUAGGCUGGUAAGUAAUAUAGCUGUUUAGGCAACAAGGCCCACUCUUUGAUCCACUUCAUUCUUUUGCUUCUAAAAUGAAGUUAUUCAGUGGAGUUUAAAAUAAAUUUACCCCUGACUCGACUGGGAUACAUCACUUCCCUGGUAACCAAAUACUACUGCCGCAACGUAUACUAACAACAACCCCAAACAAGCUGGAUCUCCUGACACAGACCCCAUGUCCUCUCCCCUACUAAUUAAUUGCAAUUCACCCAACCCAACCCCUUCCCUCGGGGGGGGGGCACGGGGCCCGGCAGUUGGGGGCACACACACCGCCUCCAACUUGCCCACAGACAGAAACCUGUAAAUACUACCCCCUCCCCUUCCAUAGACCCAUAACCCCCACAUCUCUGAUACCAGACCAAAACCAGGUAUAUGCAAACCCUGCAUAAAAGUCUUCAUAGAGAGAACUAGGAGACACAACCUAGCACUCGAGAAGGCACAGAUUGGAGCAGAACCGCCUAAAGGGCAUCCAGCUGGGUGUGCUCUCCCCUGAAGGAGAAAUGGCACCGACCUCUUCAGCUAACAUUUAGUGUACGAGACCACCCACAAUAGACCAGAGAGGGACCGAAUUCUAACAGAGCAGAUAUAGACUAAACAGCAGCCCCGACUACCCACAGCACAGAGAGCGGGCGGGAAACACCACAAUACUAUCUGGUUCUUGACCUGGCCCCUUUAAAAUACCCAUCCCAUAUCCCAACUUUGUAAACUAAUCGACUGUCACUCAUUACCUGUUCACAAACCUGAUUGUAUCAACACGUGCAAAUGUACUUAAAGGGAAACUCCAGGCACCCAGACAACUUCUGCCCAUUGGAGUGGUCUGGUUGCCAACUCCCACUACUCAUAACCAUGCAAGUGUAAUUAUUGCAGUUUUUUUAUAAACUGCAAUAAUUACCUUGCAGUGUUAGCUCCACCUCUAGUCACUCUCUACUAGACAGCCACUAGAGGGCACUUUCUCCUUUAUAGCAAAGAAAACCUGUGAGGGCCUCCAGCGUUGCUCAAUUCCCCAUAGGAAAGCAUUGAAAAGCAUUUUCAAUGCUUUACUAUGGGGAGCUCUAAUGCGCAUGCGCGGCCGGUGGGCGGGAUCAGUCUCGCCCACCGGCCGACGUAAUGCAGAGGAGGAGCGGUGGCGGAGGAAGAAGCAGCGAUGUGGGACACAAGAUGACAAGUGUUGACACAAGGCUGACCGCUGUCUUUUGGUUUUGUGCCGUCAGGUGUUAUAUCCCGCUAGCACUGGGGAGACCCAGAUAUCACAUGAUACCUAUCACUUUCCUUUAUCAGCUGGAGCCGGAUUUUUAGUGGCACUGAACUGACCAAUGCGCCAUGUGCAGUGUUUGACGUGCACAGAGCCCUUUAAAAUCCCAAUGUUUGAAUGAACACGUGAUUAUCUCAGUGUUCGGGGGUACUGGAUUUGAUAAAAAAAAUUUUUAGCUGGGAGGAAGGAGUAGCCACCACCUAAAUGGCAGUUUCCAAACUAUAAUUUCAGGAAUACUAUAUUGUUCCUUUAAAACAUUGCUGGGCUGUUUUGCAGAAAAGGCAAUGUUUACCUAUUCCAUUUUAAUAGUACCCCUGCCCUCCACUAAAUUUUAGCAAGAUUUAAAUACACAUUUAUCUUACUGAUUACUUACUUUACUUUUUAUUUUAUUUUUUUUAGUUAAUCAGCUUUCUGUUGACUGUGAAGGCAAAGAUGACCAGGUAAGAUUUAAUUUUGUGAUUCCAAAUUUGCAGUACUAGGCUUGUACUUGUUUUUUUACUCCUCUUCAAUAUGAUAUAACUGGACUUUAUUAUUAUUAUUAUUAUUAUUAUUAUUAUUAUUAUUAUUAUUAUUAACAUUUAGACAGCACCAAAUUAUUCUGCAACACUUUACAAUAUUAUAAAGGGCGAAAUUUAACAAUAGGUUGAUGAGAACCCUGCUUAAAGAGUUUACAAUCUGCAGCUUACAAAAAAAUAUAAAAAUCUAUACUCACCAAUAUGAAUUAAUCCUACCCGAGCUGACCCUUUUAUAAAUAAACCUAGUUACAACCCACUCCUGUGGUUAGCUGGUUGUUUAGUUUAGUGCAGGUAAUAAUUUCCCAGAUCUCCGUCUUGCAAAGCCUUCUUAUUGAACUGUACCGGGAAACUUAUGAUUGGACAGCCACAGGAAGUAUGGGUGGGGUUAGAACUGGAGAAUUAAAAUGCUGGAAUGUUUAAUUUUUUAUCUUUUUUAUUUUUUAUUAUUCUGGUUGAUGUGUUUGGUUUUAUUUGAGCAGUCUAGUGUCCCUUUAAGGAAUAUUCUGGUACCAUAAAAGGUAUUUAUUUGUAGAUUGAGACAGGGAUUUCUUGUCUCCCUGCAGAUAGCUCCUUUUUAGUUUGCAAAAGCUGCUUUGGAAAUAAGUGCACAGGGUGAACUCAUACCACACAAUUUCCCACCUCUGGUAAUGUUCUGUAACGGAUCACCUGUACUCCGACAGAGUACCUUCCGUUGAUGGACGCUUCCUAGCUUGCGCCAAGGACCACAAGCACUGCACCGGACACCACAACCACCGCAGACACCAACCGCCGUAGAUUAACUGGAGUCAUGCUGUCUUCCUUCCACCCUGGAUCAGCUUUUGUCCUCCAGGGCUGUGUGGAAGUCACAUCUCUCCCCGGCAGCAGCCAGCAUCCCAGGGAGAGGAGAUUGUCGGUCCCUCGUCCCUGCAGCAACCAUCAUCACUGGGAGACAGUCGGUCCGACUUCCCAGCAGCAGUGUCUUGUACCGGGAGAAGAGACAAUAAUACAAAGCACUGCUGUAAAAAGCAAAGAAAAUAUAUAUAUAUAAUCAUCUCAAUCUCUAUAUAAUCUCUAUCUAGCACCAGUACUGUAAGUAUAACCACUCUUGCUGUGGAAGUAAUUAAACUGUAAAUUUCAAAAAAAGUCAGAGAGGAGUCUGAUCUUCAAUAUGUAUUAUUUCAUAGUACAACCUAAAGCAUAGGCGAUUAAACCAACUCGGGAUCAUGAGACAAAAAGAGUGUCCGGUCUUAAUGAAAUAGAAGUGAAGUCUCAAGACCACCGGGUUCCCCUGACGCGCGUGUUUCGCCCACAGCUCAUCAGAGGGGAGCCGAUGUGUGGGAGAUAGCAGAAUUAUACGAUGGAACGUCAGUUCUGAUAGGUGAAUUCAAAAAACGGCAAUACUUGAUUCCCCAAUUGAAAUCCAACUGGGCGGUGACGUAAUGGGUUGGCUAAAAUUAACCCUAAGGGUUAGAAGGGAAAUUAACCCUAAGGGUUAGAAGGGAAAUUUUUAACCCUUGUGUAUAUCUCUCCUUUUUAAUUUGCAUCUUGACAACAAACCUGCUACAAUAAAGAGACUAAACUAUAUAUAGCAGGCCCGGACUGGCCAUCGGGCACACCGGGCAAAUGCCCGGUGGCCAUGGGCUGAGGCCGGCAGGGGAGGUCCCAGGAUCUCCCCAGCCGGUCUAUGCAGGGCCCUCGCUAUCCGAGCACCGGCCCAGCUGUUUUCCAUGGAGGGCCAGUGGGGAGGUCAAAGAUCUCCCUCACCGGCCCACAUGCUGUCAGAUCUGGCCGCCGGCGGGGAGAGAGGGAGGGAGCCAGCUGCCAGGAGAGGAGGACCCGGCGGAGCUCUAACUUGCAGCGGCAAUGCUCCAGAUAUCGCGAGAGUGAACUCUAGCCCCACAGGCUAUACGGGCUAGAGUUCACUCACCCACGAGGACCACCAGGGAACACCGCCUCACAGUCCAAGGUGCCAGCGUGCCGGUCCCCCCAUCCCAGGCUAAAGGUAAGAAGGGAGGGGGGAUUUAAUGCCUGUGUUUUUUUUGUUUGUUUGUUUGCCCCCCCUCCUACACACACAAUAUCCAUUCUAACAUUUAUACAGCACACACGGCACUCUCUCACACACGGCACUCUCUCACACACGGCACUCUCUCACACACGGCACUCUCUCACACACAUACUGCACCCCUCACAUACACACAGAACCCCCCCAACACACUGCACCACACACAUACACAAUACUUCCAUAUAUAUAUAUAUAUAUAUAUAUAUAUAUAUAUAUAUAUAUAUAUAUAUAUAUAUAUAUAAUAUACACACACACACACACACUUUGGAUCCCUAUACACACACUAGAUUCCUUGUAAGCAAACACAUACUACACCCCUAAACACACACUACAUUUUAUUUAUAUAUAUAUAUAUAUAUAUAUAUAUAUAUAUAUAUAUAUAUAUAUACACAAACAAAACCAACGUUGUGGCAGGCUUAUGCAAUAUAUGAUCAUAUAAUGUAACUAAACCCCCAUUAUUUUUUGCCUAGGUGAGGUGUUUUUUAAAUAAAACUAUUACAAUCUCUAAAAUUUUGAAAGCAUUGUUUAGUGAAUAAGCGAGUGCGCUGGAUUCUGUAUUUUUUAUAUAUAUAUAUAUAUAUAUAUAUAUAUAUAUAUAUAUAUAUAUAUAUACACACACACACUUGCUAUAUCCCCAAUACACUCAUUCUCUACAGCCCAUAGCCACAUAUGCAUCACAUUACACCACUUUACACCACAAACACAACAUGACUAAAACCAACCUUAUUACACAAUACCACACCACAAUCAGCUCACUCUACACACACACAAUACCACAAGCAGGCUCCAAACACAUGCACAAUACUCUUUCCUGGCAUUUUUGUCUCCUGGUAUCCAUUUAUAGAGACACCAGAGACAAGUUGCAAGGAAACACAGUGCAAACAUGUUUUUAAAUUUGCUUGCACUGUGCAGAACAAAUACAUGGCUUUUUUCUCAUGCUAGAGCUCUUCAGCAGAGCUCUGCGCAUGGUCUGCCCUGGGAGAGCAUUGAACCAACAUGCUCACUUUGAGAGGGGGCGUGUUUGUCAUUGGUGAUGACAAAACACACCUCCUCUGCCCCGCCCCCUUCUUAGUGGGCCGCUGUGUUGGAAAAAAUGCCCGGGCCGAAUUUUUCUCCCAGUCCGGCCCUGAUCUAUAGCCCAUGUGAAUUGCAAAACUUUGUUUUGCACACAUUACUAGAUGAAGGUUUCUGAACACUUUUGAACAGAACCUCAUUAGGAUUAUACACAUCUCAGCGAUUAUCACACAUUCACCCUUCAGUUUAUCUAGUUAUCUUUUCAUUAUCAAGCUAUUCAUUUUUUUUCAUAUACACACACACUUUAGUCUACUUUAACUUUUUAGCUUGCUAUUUCCCAAUUUCAUAUAGGUGUAUCAUCAUAUACACUUCUUCCUGUGGCCAGCAACAAUUGCUAGCUUUUACGGACUACCAAAUGCUCGGUGAGAUACCAGUUGGUAGAAUUACAUAUGUUCAUUAAUAUUACCUAUUUCAGCCUGGGAAUUUGUCCAUUAUAUUUUACUUUUAGUGGUCCAAUAUUUAUACAUUUUCCAUUGAUAAGUCAUUUAUAUGUGAUUGUCACAACUGCUGCUUUGAGCAGCAUGGAUCAAUACAAGAGUGCUGGCAUCAUUAUAGAUCUUUUGAUUACCCCCUUACUGUUACACAUAACCAAAGAAGGGGUGGGGGAGCACAAAUCAAGCAAUGGAUUAUCAUCUAAUUGCUGGUUAUUGACUGAUUGCGUUGGAUUACAUAUUGGGCACAGAUUCUACAGGUGCAAUGCAGUAUGUAUGCAUGGAAAAACCUUAAAAGCUUUGGCAGAAGUUAGUGGUAAAAUGAGAAACAAGUGUAGUUUUAUGAGGUUUAUUUUAACUGUGUUACUAAUUUUGCACUAAAGGUAUCUGCACCAGUAAAACUAGUGCUCAGAGUUGUAUUAUUUGAAAACUGUAAUGAAUUCCUUAAAUGUUUGACCUUAUUAUUACAUAAACGCUUGAAAAGUGUAUGUAAGUUGGUCUAGCAUGUAAAUGUUGUUACUACAGCAUGUUCUAUUGUAUUUUACUGGGCAACAUAACUUCAUUGGAGUGAAGUUAUAGUGCCAGUGGGUCUUUGUUAAAUCGUUCACAAUUGGUUUGACCUCAAAGUCCAUUAUCCAACACCUGAGGAAACCUCUGCUAGGGUCGCAGCUGAAUAUUCUACAAUAUUUUUACAGUGCUAUAUGUAAUUGCUGUGUUUUUUUUUUUAUGGCAAACCUUUUUAUAUUGAUAUAUACAUUUUGUAUAAUUUGUCAUUCAUUUGCUUUAACAAGUAUUUACUGAAUAUAAUUUAUAAUGUUUUGUUUUCCCAAAUAGUUUUGCAAAGACAAUGAAAAGAAAAUUACUUUCCAAAUCUUGUCAGAAUUGUUUGACUUUCUGUCUUUGGAAGCUGGUAGGUAUAAAAUGGCUUAAAGUAUUGGUAGUGCAUUUCAAUACUACAUUGUUCAUUACAUUAUUAGUACUGGGUGUCUAUUACAGACAAACAAUCAGAUAAAGUACUUUCUUAGAAAAGGUAAACUUGCUGUAAAUUAUGAAGAGCAACCUUUUGUCUUACAGAUUUUAUUGUGUGUUGCCUCGUUUAACCUUGAACAUUUAUGCACCCUGAAGGAAUAGACAGUUCUUUCAAACAAGGCAUUAAACCUUGUAAAACCUUAUUUUGUCUAUUCUGGAGUGUUACAAAUAAUAAAGUGUCAUGUAGUGUUUGUUUUAAAGGAAUACUAUAUUGUUAGGAAUGCUAAGCUAAUACACUAAUAUCCCUCACACCCCCAUCCAUGUGGCAAUUAGAGCUAAAAACUAUUUAUUUUUUAAAACACAUACUCAAUUCCAGGAAACCUAAUGCACAUGCACUGCGAGCGCCACGUGCUCAUUAGACCUUUCCCACAAUGUUUUCACAUGGGGAUUCGAAGACGUUGGACGUGCUCCUUUACCACAUUUGCACCUUUUAGUUGCUGUCUGGUAGACUGCUCUUAAACUCCAAUAUUUAAAGGAUUACUAUAGGAUCAGGAACACAUACAUGUAUUCCUGACCCUAUAGUGUUAAAACCACAUGCAUGUUAAAACCACAUGCAUUUUAAAACCACCAUCUAGGCCUCUCAUGCCUCCAUAAAGAUAGCAAAAUCUUACUGUAUUCAAGCCUGAAGCGGUAACUCUGCAUGCUAUUUGCCUCAGAAAAACAAGCAGUCUGCUGACAUCAUCAGAAGUGGUAGCCUGAUCCUGAUUGGCUGAGACUGACAAAGAGGCAGAGCCAUCACAAUUCAAACACAGCCAUGGCCAAUCAGCAUCUCCUCAUAGAGCUGAAUUGAGUCAAUGAAUCUCUGAGGAAAGUUCAGUGUCUGCAUGCACAGGGAGGAGACACUGAAUGUUUGGAUGCAUUUUAGGCAGCCAUGACCCAGGAAGGAUCUCUAACAGCCAUCGGAGGAGUGGCCAGUGAAGUUAUCACUAGGCUGUAAUGUAAACAUUGCAUUUUCUCUGAAAAGACAGUGUUUACAGAAGGUAAUUAUUCUAUUCACCAGAACAAAUUCCAUAAGCUGUAGUUGUUCUGGUGAUUAUAGUGUCCCUUUAAUAUUCCACCCCUUUCUUACUUUUUAUAAAAGUGCUUACAAAAGCAGUUGGUCCUGGUAGAUUUGAAGUAAGACGGAUAAAUUCAAAAUGUUUUUUUGUUUUAGUUUUUUCCAUGAAAUGAACAUUUUUAGCAAAUCUCAUGCAUAAAAUAAACCGUGCAUAUCAAAUAAAUAAGGAAGGAAAUUGCAAUCCUGUCUGUCAUGUCAAUAUAGUAUAGUCCAUUCAUCUAGUAAAAGAUUUUUAUAUGGAGGCACAGAAUUUUACUUUAAAACUCCCAAGCAUAUAUAUGUUGUGAAGCAGGUUCUUGCCCAUCACUGGAAAGAGUCAAAGGCCAAUGGUUAUUCAACACGUUUUAAUAGAAGGAUCCUUUCAUGAAUGGGUUGGGUCUAUUAUUAUCUUCAAUCUAUGUACAUUCCAAGCAUAACUUUCAGAUUUACUACCAUCACUUGUUAGUUUGCUUAUCAUGGACUUUGUAUCAAAACCAGGUUUAGAGUCACUUUAAUUUAGAGACUCUUAGGAAUUAUAUUAUUUUUGCAUGGAACUUGGGCAAGUAAGUGUUUGAAAAGUUCUAUAUAGACACUGGUCUUCCCAGCUUCACUCCCUGUGCAGUGAAGUAACAUCGUCACACUGACUGUCAAGCUCAAACAUUGGGUCAGGUGUAUGCAUAUGGAUGAAGGACCCUGUCAUGUACAAAUAGGUAGGGUUUAAUAAAUUUGUUUAACGUAUACUUACCCUAAAGAAUCAAUUUCCUUUCAAAACUUGAUGAAAGGGUCAUUAUAUUAAAUACUAUUGAGGGGAAAGUUCUCCUUUUUAAUGUGACAUUAUAGACAACCAGGCCACUUCAUCUCUUUGAAGUGGUCUGGGUGCACUGUCCCUAUCCCCUUAGAUGAAUAUUUGAGUAGUUAGCCACGCUGUACAUUAGAACAGUGUACCACAGGUGUAAGUUCAUGACAUAGCAGUCACUGUAAUGUUCUUGUAAAUGUUAAAAAAUAUCAUUUGGUAGAACACUGGAAGAAAUUAAUUUCAGUCAUUACUUUAUCAGCUCCCCAUUGCAUUUGUUGAAGUUGUUAUUCCAGUGGUUUUUAAUUACUUGUUUAGGCAGUAACCUAGGUCACAAUUUCAAGUAAAGUGUUUCAUAAUCCCUAUUUAUAAACCAUGAAUGAGCAAUUAAUGCCAUAUGCAAAAUGUCGGACAUUAUCCAAAAUCCUCUUCUGGGUUAGGCACUGUAAUUAUUAAUAUGGUUGUAAAAUGUGUACUUUCCUCAAUUUUAGCUGUUAUGACUCUAAUUAUGGCAAUCAUUAAUCCAUAAGUGUUAUUACAGUCAGUUGGCUGGAAAUUGCUGGCCAGGUGUUACUAAUCCACAACGUGUGCGCAUAUGAUACAUUUAAUGUAAUGUGGGAUUUAAAUGCAGAGAGGUUACAUCUGUGUGGUUAUCCUGAAUGUAUGUAAUCUCAUAGCAUGUGAAGUAGUUAGUGGUAAAUGAAGCUGGUAACUGACAGGCAUGGUAGACAAAGAGAGGGAUCGUUCGGCGUAUACCUUGCAUAUUCUCUUUCUUGCUGUUAACUUGGCUAAACCAUCAGAUUUUGCCUAAAUGUUAAGCAUUUUGCUUUUGCUGUAUAUGUUUACAAUUAAUUAGUGUGUGUGUGUGAUAUAGAUAUAGAGAUAUAUAUAUAUAUAUAUAUUAUUAUAUUAAAAUUUUUAUUUUGGAUCUACAUCCAAGGACAUCGGUUGGGAUACACUCUGUAUUCUAAAGACAUUAACAGGAAUUCAAUUCUCCAUGCAUCAAGUUUUCACCCUAGGAGAUUGAAGAAUCCCUGCCUAUUUCUCAAUUUUGCAGGGUCCUUCGUAAUAAUUCUGACCCAAAUAAAGCAUCAGAACAGUUACAACAGAUGCACCAGAAAUUCCUGGAAAGAGGUUAUAAUUGUGCUACCUUGACAAAAGCUUUACAGAAGGCAUAUGUCGAUUGAAGAACCAGUAGAUCGCAAGGUGAUAGGUGAUCGGCUAAUAUUCCCUCAAUCAUUUCAUACUAAAUCACAUAAUAUUGCUGCCAUCAUUCGUGACAACUGGAAAACACUUACAAAGGACAUAUCAUUACCGGCUCCCUUCAGACGGACUCCAAUCAUGAGUUAUAGAAGGGGUAAGAAUCUUAAGAAUCAUUUUGUUCAUGUGGAUCAAUUUACCAAAAUCAAAGAUGAAUCUGCAACCGUCAAUACUGGUUGCUUUAGAUGUCUUAGAUGUAUUGCUUGUAAUUCCAUGUUGCCUGAGAGAGAGUUUGUACAUCCGAGAUCUGGCAAGAAGUUUAAAAUACGACAUAGGAUCACUUGCACCACUACCCAUGUUGUGUACCAGAUUGUAUGCCCAUGUGGACUCGUGUAUGUGGGCAAAACGUCUAAUGAUCUCCGUGAGAGAAUGAGGGGACACCGUUCAACUACACGGACAGCGUUGGCAAACAAAUGUGCAAGUACUCCAGUGGCACGUCAUUUUUUUAGAAAUGGGACACUCUUUGCCCUCAUUGAGAUUUAUGGGGAUAGAUCAUGUCCCAGAACUGUCUAGGGGUGGCAACUGUGAGAUGCGGUUGCUACAAAAGGAGGCAUUUUGGAUUUUUACAUUGGACACUGUCUCCCAAUGGACUAAAUGAAAUGAAUUCACUUCAAUGCUUUCAACCAAGAAGAUGGUCUGUGAUAUGCGUUCCACGGCAUAACAUGUAUUCUAAAUUUUUAGUGAUAUUUAGUUGCUCUACCCAUUUUCUAGGAUCUGUUAUAUUAAUGAGUAUUGGCAUUAUGCCGACUAGGUUAUGGAUAGUGGAUUUUAUUAUUUGGCUGGUUAUGAAUGAGCUAUAUGAUUAAGUUAAGAUCUAAAUCCAGUUCCAUAAUCGACUAGUAAUGUCUGAUAUGAGCGUUUGUAAAUACUUUAUUUUGUUGCUAUUUUGCAGUAAGAUUUUGUUGAUAAUUUAGUGCACCUUGUGGCCAUAUAUCAUAGUUUAUACUGCUCUUAUUUGGCUUUUUACGAAUGAGUUAGUAUAAUAGAGUUAAGAUUCAAACAUAUUUCUAUAAUUGACUAGUUAUGUCUGAUAGGAGUUCCUGCAAAUACUUUAUUUUGUUCAAGACCAAACCUUGUUGUUAUCCUACAGUAAGAAUGUACUCAAUGCAUUUUGUGGUUAAAGGAACACUAUAGUCACCUAAAUUACUUUAGAUAAAUAAAGCAGUUUUAGUGUAUAGAUCAUUCCCCUGCAAUUUCACUGCUCAAUUCACUGUCAUUUAGGAGUUAAAUCACUUUGUUUCUGUUUAUGCAGCCCUAGCCACACCUCCCCUGGCUAUGAUUGACAGAGCCUGCAUGAAAAAAAAAACUGGUUUCACUUUCAAACAGAUGUAAUUUACCUUAAAUAAUUGUAUCUCAAUCUCUAAAUUGAACUUUAAUCACAUACAGGAGGCUCUUGCAGGGUCUAGCAAGCUAUUAACAUAGCAGGGGAUAAAAAAAAUCUUAAUUAAACAGAACUUGCAAUAAAGAAAGCCUAAAUAGUGCUCUCUUUACAGGAAGUGUUUAUGGAAGGCUGUGCAAGUCACAUGCAGGGAGGUGUGACUAGGUUUCAUAAACAAAGGGAUUUAACUCCUUGGAUUGAGCAGUGAGGCUGCAGGGGCAUGUUCUAUACACUAAAACUGCUUCAUUAAGCUAAAGUUGUUCAGGUGACUAUAGUGUCCCUUUAAAUAUCAGAGUUUAUACUGCUUUUAUGUGUAGAUUUCCCCCGUGCUGAUACAUACUUGGACCCGGAGUAGUACGAGUUAACAGCUGUCUCUAAUAGUGAAACUCUGUAGCUUGGUCAGUAUGUGAUACCACUUUGAUUGUAUACUGAUUGCUCCGGUCCAGUAUGUAUUCUCUGCUUGAGGAAAACAUUUUAUGUUUUGUAUAUAUGUAAAUAGUUGAGUUUUUUUUUUUUCACUUUAGGUAUGUUUAAUGGUUUUAUUGAAUACUGCAUAUAUAAUUAAUCACUUUAGUAAUUGGUACAAUAUGUUGUACUCACGAUUUACGUGAUGUAAUUGAACUUCGUUAGUGUUCCUUUACCCUCCAAUCAACAGUUCAGUGUAUAUUUAAAUGCAGUGAGUCACGUUGUUAGAUUGUCUUGAAAAAAGUCCCUAGUGGACUGAAACGUCGACCCUAUGUAAUCAACUUUUGAAGCUUGAAUAAAUGUGCACUUCCAACAAGGUAUUUCAUAUUUUGAGGUCUGAGUGGUACCUAGGCAAUAAAUAAGACUGGGAGCAGGAGUGCGGGACCCAGCGUGAAUUAUUUAGAUAUUUUAUUUUUUGUACUUAUUGGUGAUUAACCUGUAUAUUACAUGGCUGAAGCAUUUAAGGUAUUACUGAUUUUAUUUUACUCUUCUCCCUUUCUUAUUUACUCUCCACUCGCGUUAGGCAGAUUUGAUUGUGGUAACCCUACAGGUCUGAAAAGCAAAUGCAUCCCUAUUAUCACAGCAAGAGCACAUGUCACUGUAAGUACAGGCUUAAUGUUUGUGCUCCACUCCACUCAAAUGUUUCUUUUUAUUUUUUAUUUUUUUAAUAUAUACUUUAAUAGUACUGUGUGUUUCCAUAGAAUAUCAGUGGUCACCCACCUCAGAAAUUUGAUGCUGCUCUUGAAUGGGUGCUGAAAAGUAACAAACAUUUUGGGAUAUGGUAAGUGACAGAGCUUGAUGUUUUAAAAGUUAAGGAAAUAAAGGGAAUAUGCCCUAUAAAGUAAAAAUCUAGGGAAACAUUCUAAAUAAUAUAUUUUCUAAGUGAAGUUAAAAAAUAUUUAAUUGCAUUUUUUUUUUUGUCUGGUAAAUAAUCUUGAUAAUUUAUAAAGUUAGUAUUUUAACAUUUUAUGUCAAAUUUUCCCUGCAGGUUUCACUUUUAAAUUUGAAAUUCACUUUGAAUUCUCAAUUUAGUGAAUAGUCCUGUGUAGUUGUAUAAGGCGCACACAUAGGUAAUUUUAAAUUUAAGGUGAAAAUUGCCAACAGGCCCAACUGUGUAAAUUCUCUAAGCAAGCUUUGUUUUCCAUUUAUAUACUGUGGCUUUAAGUUAAAAAAAAAUCACUUUGAAUUCUCUGUUUAGUAAAUAGCCCUGGAAAAAAAAGAUUUUUUUUUUUUUCUUGAGCACAGGGUGAAAGGUGAUACUACAGAGACAGUCACCACAAGAGAACGCGCCUCCUGUGUGGAAUCGUCAAGACCUCGUCUUGGAAUACUUUGUAGAUUAAAGAAUGCAUUUUGCACUGUACUUUCCACCAUGUUCCUUGCUGUUUUUGGUGAGCUUUAGCUUUUUCUAUCCAUCUUAAACUGAAAAAAAUAAAGAGUAUGUCCAUUUAUCCCUGUAUAUGGACUUUGUGUUUUGCUUGCUAAAAUAGCAAAAGUUUGUGUGCAAACUGGUAUUUAUGCAUUUUGAGGGAAUUCAAAUUCUUCUGUUAGCAAAGUAGUUGGGAUAAUAUUUUCUGCCAUCAGAAAAAUUCAAAUGCCAAGAUAAAUAGCAAAGGAAGACUAAACCUUUGAGCUGUUUUGUUGCCUAUUAACAAAAUAUGAAGAUUUAGAAUAAAUAUUUAUAUAAUUUUGUUACAUAAGGCUGAAAAUGUACUGGAAUGGUUGGUUUGUGUUCUUUGCUACACAAAAGUUGGCCAUGCGUUCAGUUGAAAAUAAGCACAUCUGAUAUAUAUGUAAUAAUAUAUUUCAUAAAAAAGAAUCCUGUAGGAAAGGUUUUUAAUGGAUUCAAUCAUUAUUUAUUUAUUUUUGCCUUGUCUGAAGACACAAUUAUGGUUUGACACCUCUCUCACAACAGACCUAAUUGAUUUCUUCCGUGGUCUGUAUAUGUUGCUUUUGCUUCUUUAACAGUAUUUAAAGGGGCACUAUAGUCACCAGAACAACUACAGCUUAAUGUAGUUGUUCUAGUGAGUAUAAAUGUUCCCUGCAGGCAUUUUCAUACAAACCGCAGUGUUUUCAUUGCCUCCUAGGGACACCUCCAGUGACCACUCCUCAUAUGGUUAAUGGAUGUUCUUCCUGGGGCAGAGCUGCAGUGUCCACGAUUUUGCAUGGAGAUGCAGAAUUUUCCUCAUAGGGCUGCAUUGAUUCAAUGCUUCUCUGUUAAGAGGUGGAGAUUGGCUCCAUGCCUAGCCAACUGGCUAAAAAUCAUAAGAUUUGAAGAUGUCCGCAAGGAGGCAGAUCUGGGGUGGGUACAGCGCUGGCGAACUUAAGCGGCGCAGAAAAUAAGGUACGUUUUUUUUACUGAUUUAUUUAUUAUUAUUACCACCUUUUUAAGAGGGGUUAACAGAGGACAAGCCACCUAAAUGGUAAUUUUAACACUAUAGGGUCAAUAAUACAUGUUUGUGUUCCUGACCCCAUAGUGUUCCAUUAAGUAAUGUAAUGUUUUGUUGGGGUAGAGUUGUUCUGAUUAUUUUUAAUCAAUGCUUUCCACAGGUAUCCUCCUCCUUUGGUUAGUUGUGGUUUUUUUGAGAUAUCAUUGGAGAAAACUAGAAGAAGAAGAAAAGCAGAUGUUUGAGAUGGUGGAGAAAAUAAUUGGUAUGUAAUUCAGUAUAGCAUGCCUAACCUAAAUGUCACCUGUUAUGCUUUAUAAACACAUGAAAUGCAUCAGCUAACAGUUGCCUAGGACAUCAAUAUCACACUUGACACGUAUUUACAAACAAGAUGCUUAGUUUUAUAUGGUGGCAUUGAAAGGGAGGAGUUUUGGCAGAGCUUCAUUUAUAGUCAUUCUGAUAAAUGUAUGUUUUAACAAUGUCUAUUUUUUGUUUUGGGUGGUAUGUGCACCAUUGGGAGGGUUAGGGACCCUGUAGCCCAGGGAUGCCCAAUAAGUAGAUCCACAAAUGUUUUAAAACUACAGCCUUCAUGAUGAUUUGGCAUUCUAAGAACAUGCAAAACAUCAUGAGAGUAGUAGUUUUAAAACAUUUCUAUUUUUCAUUUAAAACCCAUUUGUAUUCCAAUCCAAAAAGUUAUUUAGGGGGAAUAGAUGGGGGAAAAACAGCUUUCAAGUAGUGAGAAAGUAUUAAAAAGGUAAACGUGAAUUUAAGGAGCAUGCUCUUACUGUAUUUUUAUUUUAUUUUUUCCUCUCUCCUCUUUCUCUUAAAGAUGCUGUGAAAUCCCAUUAUAGAGAAUUUAUUCAAAGGACUGAAGAUAGUCCUUAUGUUGGCAUUGUGCAUGUCAGAGACACAUUAAUACCUCCCCAGGACAGGUGAGCUGCUGUUUUAUAAACUUACACAAUUUGCUAUACUAAACUCUGAAAACGUGUCUGUUUUAACAUUGGUACAGAGCGCAAUCAUGUAUUUUGAGGAUGAUCUUUUUCGUAAGUAAUUUUAGGUGGGGAAAAUUUAAGGCACACAUUAAAAGCUUCCUACAUCUGUUUCUUAAAAUGUAAAUUAUACUUUAUUUUUUUUUAAACAGGAAACGUCUGAAAAAAGUAUGGGAGCGUGCAGUGCAGUUUGUGGAAAACCAUGAAUCGCGGCUUCGUACUGAAUCACAGCGUGUCGCGGGGGCCGAUUUAAGAGUAUGGCGUUGGACUCCAGUCCUCAGCGAAUACAGUGGCAUUACAUCUGCUCAAAAUCUUUAACACAUGGAUAAAGAUCCAUGUACUCAAGUUAAAACGAGGCGCCUUACACUGUGGGUUGGAGUUUGUUGCAAAAGCAUGCGUUCCUUUGCAAUACUCUGUGGCUAAAAUUGCUUACAAAAAGAAGAAAGUUGUUGUAAAUUCUUAUAUAGGGAAGUAGAAAGGUACCAAAAGAGUGUUGGUUGCAUCAGGAAAUAUGUUUGACUGUUUUUAUUGCCAAUUAAGAGGUGUAGAUACAGGAGUAGGAUUCUUUGUUCAAAGGUGCGACUUUUAUUUUGGGUAUGGUAGACAUUUUACAGACACAAUCCCUUUUUUUUGGUGAUCAGACUUUCUGAUGGAAAACCACCUUUAAAAUUUAUACAGUUUUUGAGUGAAGUCUUUAACUAUUCUGUGCCUGUACGAACAUUAGUGUUUGCUUAAAAGCAGAAUUAUGUGAUAUUUUUCAACUGUGCCCUUGCUGCUUGUUAAUGCAAAACCAGAAUAUCCUAAUUUUGUGUCUAGCAUUUUGUAUAAACUCCAGCACUAGUAGAGGAUUUCGGAGGCACCUAUUUGAAGCUUAACGGUUUUAUAAGAAAUAAGAGGGAAAAAGGGUGGUCUAAGAUGUAUAUUGUUCUCGCUGGGGCACAUAGGAGUUUAAAACACAUUCUAUCUUCUCGCCUGGCUGCUGCUGUUUGGGAUUGCUGCUAUUUCUGCACAGCCGAGAUGCUAUUUGUAAGAAGCAGCAGAAAGGCAAACCAGUCAUGUGUCGCAAAAUAACACAACACCUGCACAUCUAGAAUUAACUGUUUAUUCAACAGUGGACUAUAUAUACAUGUUUAGUUUGGAAUAUUGCAGUGCUGUAUAACACUAAAUCUAUAUAUAAUUAUAAAGAAUGUGUUAUUGUAUAAAUAAGAGUGUAGUGCUCUUUUUAACAAAACCUCUCAAAGAAUUAAAAUUUAGUUCCAUGUCUGUAUUUGACAGUGUAUUCUGCUAUAAACGGCUUAACAAUGCAAUGAACCAUAGAUGUUUGAAAGGGAUAGCAAACUUACAUUAAUGUAUGUUUAGGCUAGCAUAUUACCUUGCUUUUCUCUGCCCAGUAUGUCCGUUUUGAAUGUUAUGAAACAUUCAUAAUGGUUUUUCUGUACAUUUUAAUUUUGAAGACUUACUGUAAAGACGAGAUUUAAAAGAAUACAACAUCCCAAGUGCUGUAAUCCUACUGAAUAGCCUAUAAUGUUUUUGGUUAUUAUCUUGAUGUUUAUGGUAUUUGAACCUUAUAUAUGUAGCUAGCUAGUUUUGAUUUGGCCUUGUUUAAAAUGUAAAAGUAAACACUCUCAAAGGAGAAUUAGAUCAUUAAUAUGUGGCAAACUGAAUAAUAAAAUUGAUAUGUAUUUAAAGAACAAAAAAGCCUUUCAAAUUAUGCAGAGUACUUGUUUUAUAAUACAUUGUGUGUGUGUGUGUGGUUGCACUGACUACACACAGAUGAGUUUAAUGUGAUGUGUAAAUAAGCUCUCUGUCAGUAUGCAAAGCUUAAAAAUAUACCUAUCCAGAACUGGUUGUGCAAACGCUACCCCCAAUUAAAAUUUACUGUUUGUAUGGAAUGCGUACAAGCAACAAUACCAAAUUGUAGGGAUACUGUAAAUUCAUAUGAAUAUACAUUUUUACUUAUUUCCUAAAUAGUUUGUUUAUGAAAUCUGAAAAAUAACAUGUAGUGUAGAGAUUAGCACUGCUGUAUUUACCUCUAUGCUGGAAUUUAACACCUUCAUCUUGGCCCUGUGUCAGUCAUUAUUAUAAGGACAUCUCUUUGAACAGGUCAGUCAGGAUAGAGAUAUUGAUCUGGUAUGUGUUUGGCAAAACUGUCAUGUGGAUAGAGGUUUUCAGCAGUUGAAGAUGAUUAUUUUUUUUUUUUUUUAGUAUGUUAUGUGAUGGCGUAUACUUUUUUUUAUUAUUAUUUUUUUUUUUUUUGAGAAUUGACUGCUUCCCUGUUAGUGUGUGUGUGUGUGUAUUUAAAAAUAUAUAUAUUAUACACAAAAUAACAUAAAUAAGUGUGCCUAUUUAUUAAUACAAAUUGAUAAAACAAGCUGUAUAAACCCAUGAUGUAGGAAUGCUUCAAUACAUAUUGGCUUUCGUGGAUAUUAAUAAAUAGCAUCCAGUAAUACAUGUAGAAUGUACCAAUGGGUAAUAAAUUGGUUUGGUUUUGUACGCAUAGAGAGAGACAAAUAUAUUUCACUGUUUCAUGCAUUCUACAUUUUGUUGCCUGUACAAUCUCAAGUAUUUUAUAAUUUCAAGAUCAUUGCCUCAUUCAUUGAAACAUUUUUCCGUGCCUGUUAAUGCUGAUUUAUACAGUGAUAAUGAAAACCCUGCCACUGUAUAAGAAGCAAAGUAUCUCUUCACAGUUAGUAUUGGAUAAGAGCAUAGGCUUGCAUAUGUCUGCUCGGUCCAUUUCCUUCCAUAUGAUGCAACCUCCAGGCAAAUAUCUUUUAAAGGCAGCGUUAUUGAAGCACAAAAAAAAAAUAGCUUUUCUCUGUAUUUAUGAGUUUUGGAAAGGGGACAGAAUUUUAGAUUAUACAUGGCAGCUAUUAUUACUAAAGUUACCCAUCAUCUCACAAACUGUUCAUUAUCCUUGUGCAUCAAUAUGCAAAACCACAUAUACUGUCAAUAUAUACAUGCUCCAGGCAUACCAUUUUCAUUAUCUGUAUAUGCUCGAAUAGUAAAGCACAUUAUCUGUGAUGUAGAUUAUUUGCAUUGCAGUACUGUAUGGUGUGUGUGUGUGUGUGUGUUUUGAUAGUCUGUUUUAUAUGUUGAAUGAUAGGCUAAAGGAAUAAUUGCAGUAUGCGUAGUCUGUAUCAUAAAAUAUACCAUAAGCAAUUUAAUUUGUUCUUGAGCAUAAGUGGUUUGGAUACUCCUGAGACUUUAAUAUUUUAAGGGGUGGCAAGAUGUGAAACCUUUUGCACUGCAGUCCACUUGCCUAUCUGUCUCUAUUAUGGUCAUUGCUGAUGUAACAAACUGUGCUCCAAUGUUUUGUGUUUGCUUUUUUUACAAUCUGAAACCCUAGUGAGACAGAUCAGGGAGCAUUUCUAGGCAGAGAUCAGAUGACUAGAAGUAUAUCAGUAUGCACAUUUUUCAAGUCUGUAUAAUUUAUUUUUUGGGGGUUGGUAAAUGUUUUAUUACAGUAUAGUUUUAUGUUGUAAGUGUUCACUUUUUAGCAUUGAUACAUACUGCUGCUCCUCUAUAAAGGUGUGUUCUAUUUUCUAUAUCCAUAUAUUCUAUAUGGAGUUUGUGUUGUGUCCCAAUAUAGAAACCGUUGAAUAACAACUCCAAAGAUGCAUUUGUAUGUUUUUGUUUUUAGCUGAAAACAAAGCAACCUUUCAUAAUUGUUUAAAAUACAUGUAGUUUCAUACAAGAUUAAAAAAAUGUUUUUUAAAAGCAAAUGUUGUAUUUCUUUGACCUUAAUUUGUGUUUACAGUUUGAUUUUGUCUGUUCUAUAUAUUUAAUGUGAACCUAGUUCCAUAAGUGUUCUAUCAG
Pelobates cultripes (western spadefoot toad) is the source of this 21055-nucleotide messenger RNA. NCBI's taxonomy places the organism in Eukaryota, Metazoa, Chordata, Amphibia, Anura, Pelobatidae. The record is from the annotation of a GenBank genome assembly.